Molecule: messenger RNA, 1509 nt
Organism: Rotaria socialis
Lineage: Eukaryota; Metazoa; Rotifera; Eurotatoria; Philodinida; Philodinidae
Source: the annotation of a GenBank genome assembly
AUGCCGUCAAACGUUAUGAUUGUUUUUUGUGUUGAUAACACAACAUUGAUGGAGUCUAAUGUUAUUAAAGUUCAUGAAAUGAUUUUAAACAUUUCCAAAGAAUUUAAAGACAAAAAUAAUCUCUAUAUAUGUAUUAUUACGCUCGACGCAAGCAGUCGACAGUGGUUUCAAUUGCAAUCUGGAUUUACUAAUACAAUGUCAGAUGUUGAACGAUUUUUAAGAAAUAAUAAGCCUGACAAUAUCUAUUCAAGUGGGGGAAUACCUGUAGGGGACUUAUUACACAAUGCACUUUAUGUCAAUUGGCCGUUCAAUGGCGAUAAUCAAACCUUUAAUAAAAAACUUGUUGUUUUAAUAACUGAUGGCGUUCCGAAUGGUCUUUUCUCCAAACUGGUUGGUGAAGAUCCUUGGGCAAAGUCCAAGAAGUUUCGCGAGCAUAAAAUCACAUUGGCUGUUGUUGGUGUUGGAAACGGUAAUUUUGGAUGUGACGUCUUCUAUUCUGAAUUAGCUAAAAAUACCGGCUGCUUGUUCCACUUUGGUCAGUGUAUUUGGCGUCACCUUCAAAGUCUUGGGUUACAAAAAAAAUAUCAAGAGGAUAAGUAUUUUCACUGGAAUGUAAGAAAACUUCUCGCUUUAGCCUUUGUUCCUGUUGUAGAUGUGAUUAAAGCAUUCGAAUUCAUAGCCGAUGCUUUCAACGACGACGAUGAAGAUUUCAUCGAUUACUUCGAAAAAACAUGGAUUGGCGAGCCGAAAAAGAGAGGUGUUGGUCGAAAAAAUCCACUAUUUACAAUCGAUCUGUGGAAUGUUUAUGAUAGGGAAAGUGCAAAUCUUCCUCGUUCUAAUAAUUCUAUUGAAGGGUGGCACAAUGCAUUCGCCAAACGUGUUUCCAUCGCUCAUCCAACGAUCACAAAACUUACCGAUAAGAUUCGCCGCGAACAGUCGAAAUUCGAAGUCGAUAUUGCUCAAAUUCGUCAAGGUCAAGAGCCGAAACCGAAGAAAGCAACUUAUCGAAAACUGGACGACAGAAUAAAACGACUGGUCGAUGAUUAUCACAACGUACAUCUCGUCGACUACAUGAAUGGACUAGCUGCAAAUGUAUCUUUAAAUUAUUGUAUUAAUAAACGUCUCUCUACUUUUACAUUGAUUGUGUUACAUUCAAUUAACUAUGCAACGAAUGCUGAACAAAACGAUAUCGAACUAACUCAAUCAUCGAAUGAUUCAUCGAAUAAUGAACAAGCAUUAUUAACCUCUCCGAUAUCAAAUGGUGAAAGUAAACGUUCAUUAUUCAAUGGUGGUAGUACACAUACACUAUCAAAACCUUCAAAUAAUAGUAGUGGCUUGAGUACAAUCGAACGUUUACGCUUAAGUGGUUCACCACUUCGUCUUCUUUCAUCAUCGUCGACAUAUGCACGUACGACAUCAUUUCUCAAAUCGAAUAUGAAUAAUGAUCAUAAUAUGUUUCAAACAUCAUCCGUAAAGCACAGCAAAAGAAAUGCACCGUCAUGGAAAUGA